AUAGGAGGGUAAUAGGAUGGUGAGAGUUAGAGUCCAAAAUAGGGUAAACGUGGCAUUCAACUAAGCAUUACAAGUUUAGAUCAUUCGCUACGCUACUCGUCCUUUCUUACUGCCCAUUUUUCUCUGUUGGUAUGUAUUGGGGGCAUCCCCACCCUCAUCUUUACCCAUCCCCUACUAACAUAUUCACUUUCAGUUUUCCCUUCCUCUUCCCCAUCUCCCAGUUAGCACAAACUCAAAUCUCUUUUCCAAUUCAUCACUAAACGGCAUGAGAUGGUAGGACUCAGUGUAGUACUCGAAAGUUAUAAUAAAGACAUUAGUGCCAUAACUGGGGGUUCUAGUUGGCAGAUUCUUAACAAAGCUAGUAUGGUCAUGAAACCCACUUCUCCGACUACACCUUCUUCUCCUUUUUCCCGUCGAAAAUCUCCGGCGGCUUGUGGGUUUCUCGAUUCUUGUUUCCUUUGUAAGGAGAAACUCUUACCUGGCAAAGACAUCUACAUGUACAAGGGAGAAAGGGCAUUUUGCAGCGUGGAGUGCCGAUGCAAGCAAAUUUUAAUGGAUGAAGAAGAGAGUAUAAAGACGAAGAAAAGGGAUAAGAAACCUCAAGCCUCGACUACUUCUUCUAACAAAUCUUGUACUUCUUCUUCAUCGUCAUCGUCGUCUUCACGGAGUAAAAAAACGGCGGCGAGAAACUGACCCAAUGGGUUUGCAUACUGAGAAAGGAGUUCAGUCCCACGAAAAUUUGCUGCUUUCCAGUUUUGUCCUCGAUACAUUUCGUAAUGACUAUGUGUCCUUUAAAUUUUUUUCCCCUUUUUGUGUUUUUUUACUUUAAUUUAUUAAUUAAGAGUAGUAGUUUUUUUUUGUUAAUGAAAUUAAUAUUAGUAGUACGAAAAUUUGAAGGCAACAAAACAGCUGCUAGUUUUCAUUUGUCAGCCCCUGGGUUUUGGUUUCCCGUUGCCAAGGUAAACCAAAUUGCAUUAAAUUGCAAAUAAUGAUGGUGAGAAUCUUUCUUUUUCUGAAGUGUUGGUUGUGGGCACGGUCGGGAUAUUCUGGGUAAUCAAAUUAAAAAGUGGCUUUUUUUUUUCUUCCAAAUUAUGCCCUCAAGGGAGUGAUGAGUCACUACUUUUUAUUUUGUUGCAUUAUCAUGAAAAUAAUACUUCCUCUACUACUA
Messenger RNA from Capsicum annuum, 1168 nucleotides. RefSeq names its product FCS-Like Zinc finger 15. NCBI's taxonomy places the organism in Eukaryota, Viridiplantae, Streptophyta, Magnoliopsida, Solanales, Solanaceae. Bases 271 to 693 code for a protein of 140 amino acids. The transcript is spliced from 2 exons. The record is from RefSeq and is a predicted model, not a curated record.